Messenger RNA from Brassica oleracea var. oleracea, 2068 nucleotides. RefSeq names its product histone deacetylase 7-like. The coding region runs from base 37 to 1266 and encodes 409 amino acids. The transcript has 5 exons. Lineage: Eukaryota; Viridiplantae; Streptophyta; Magnoliopsida; Brassicales; Brassicaceae. The record is from RefSeq and is a predicted model, not a curated record. Gene Ontology annotation, molecular function: histone deacetylase activity.
ACAAAAAAAAAGCAGAGAAAAAGAAAGAGAAAGAAGAUGGAGAAUGCGGCGAGCUUGGCUUCAGGUACCGACGGAAAGAAACGGCGCGUGACCUACUACUACGAGCCAUACAUCGGCGACGGCAGUCAACGGGUAUCCCAACAGAUCACUACUACUCACAACCUCAUCCGCAGCUAUAACCUCCACAACGACAUGGAUAUCAUCCGCCCUAGCCUUGCCAAAGAUUCAGAUUUCGUUCGGUUUCACUCGCCGGAGUACAUAACAUGCCUCGCUACUCUCACGCCGGAGUAUGUCGACAUGGCUAAUAAGUCAGAAAACGUAGCCGAAACUUCCUUGGAGCUCUUCGACUUAGACGAGUGGGACACCCCUUUCUUCCCUGGCCUCAUCGAUUAUUGCCGUCUCUACGCUGGUGGUUCUAUUUGCGCCGCCGCCAAGCUGAACCGACGCGAAGCUGAUAUCACCAUCAAUUGGUCCGGCGGGAUGCACCGUGCCAAGAGAGAUGAGGCUCGUGGCUUUGGCUACGUCAAUGACGUUGUUCUUGGGAUCCUCGAGUUGCUCAAAGUCUUCAAGCGAGUUCUCUACAUAGAUAUUGGGUAUUACCAUGGGGAUGCAGUACAAGAAGCGUUCUACAAAACUGAUAGAGUUAUGACUGUUUCUUUCCACGAGUCUGUGGUCCAAAGCAGAGGAGACAUAACAGACAACGGGGUAGAAAAGGGAGAAUACUAUUCUCUAAAUGCUCCACUAAAGAAUGGUUUGAACGAUGCAAGUUUCGUCAAUUUAUUGGUACCUGUUAUCCACAAGGCUAUGGAGGUUUAUCAGCCGGAAGCAAUUGUUCUUCAGUGUGGGCCUGAUUCACUAGCUGGUGACGCGUUGGGUAAAUUCAACUUGACUAUCAAGGGUCACGCUGCAUGUCUCCAGUACAUAAGAUCAUUUAACGUUCCUCUCAUGCUCUUGGGUGGUCAAGGUCACACUCUUGGAAAUGUUGCACGUUGCUGGUGCUAUGAGACAGCAGUUUCGGUUGGAAAAGAAAUUGACGACGAUCUCGAUACCAAUGUGUCCGAUGCGUGUUUUGCCCCAGGUUAUCAACUUCAUAUUGAGCCAAACCGCAUGAAGAAUUUAAACACAGACGGAUAUAUCGCAAAAAUAAAGAAGACAUUACUAAACCAACUUUCGCAAGUGAUACACGCACCUAGUGUGCAGUUUCAAGACACUCCACCAAUCAGUCAAGUUACAGAAGCAGCGGAAGAGGACAUGGAGACGAGAUAAAAUCAACGUAUAUUGACUGCUAGUGCAAGUUAUGAAUCAGGCUCUGACGAGGACAAGUUUUUUCUCGGUGUAGUGUCAUAGUACAAGGAUUCUUUCAUACUUCACCUCCUCGUGAAUAGUUUUACCAACAUUGUAAAUAAGCAUAAUCACAUCAGAUUAUAUGAAGUUCAAACAACAGAUUUUUGUCUGCUGUGCUGUCUCUAGAACACCAUCACAUCUCAGCUUUAGUUUAUUCCUUGAUCCUGGUGAAAGCACUACCUUUAUUUCUGAGCCUUUAACAUGUUAGAAUCAGUAUAUAUGAGUUAUCUGUGGGAAACUACAUAGGCUUACACGUGAUCAGUUAAAAAAGAUAUGUCCAGGAGUUCUGAAGAUAGGUUCCAGAAUCCUACUUGUGGAAAGUAUAGUCUCUCAGAAAGAUUUGAGUUUGGUUUCGUGCAACAUUAAGAACACAAUUUUGUGUCGAUCUGGUACCUUAAGGCGAGAAGAACGGCGAGUAGAAGACGUGAGUGCAGGAGAUUGGAGUGGUGAUACAUAACAAGACAUAAGUCCAUAAGCAUACAAAGAUAAGAAAUGUAAAUAAAAGUAAAGGGUACAAAACUCAGCAACACUUCACAAAAAUUCUUACAAUACCCUGCAGUGAUGAUCAAAAUGGUCCAUGCAUUUUGUCACAAACUCUGCAAUACUUGAUGUAUUUGAAGAUGGAAUGGCUCGCUGAAAAAAGAGAGGCUGGGACCAGACUGUCUCGACUACUCACGUCGACAUGGACCAGAACACAAGAGACAGCACCACUGAUUUCGUGGCA